GUGACUUUGAAACAUAUUUCGUUUUGUACGUUACCUCGUGGUGUUGAAGGAUCAUGGAUAAUAAAGGAUUAGAAGAAAUUUCUCAAAAUCCUUUAUUAGCUCCUAAUAAACGUAAAAAGGCGAAUAAAGCAAGAACAGUUAAAGAUUUAUUCAACGAUGUUGGUCCUGAAGCAUCAUUUAAAGAUAAACGUGGACGACCAUGGUUUAAAAAUCCACGAGCUUAUGUGAAACAGAAGUUAGCGCCUAAAACUGAAAGAAUCGAUGAUGAACACUCACAGUCUAGUUGUGAUGAUGGCGGUGAUGGUAGUGACAGUUCUAGAUCGAGGGAUUCAGAAUCAAACACCUCGUCUGACAGUGAUGAUGGCAAUGAAGUUGAUUUUUUCGAGGAUAUUGAAGAUCUUCAAGGUGCUGACUGGUAUGAGUUGACAAAAGAUUCUGUUCCCACCAGCCAGUCAACUCAUCGAUUAGCCUUGCUUCAUUUCGACUGGGAUAAUGCUAAACCAGAGACUAUUUACAUGGUUCUUGAAUCAUUUUUACCUGCUAGAGGACAUAUUGAAAAAGUUACUAUUUAUCCAUCCGAAUUCGGUAUUAAACGUAUGGCUGAGGAGGCUAUUCAUGGACCACCUGAACUACGUCCCAGUGAGUCAGACACUGAAUGCAAUGAAAAUGAGAAUAAUAACAAUCAUUGUAAUAAUUUAACUGAAGACAAUUCAACUAUGGCUGUUGAUGUUGAUGAAAAAUCUGGCUGGCGUAAAGCCUCGUCAAAACUUCGACGUCGUAUUCGUGAAUAUCAGUUGGCCAGGCUGAAAUAUUUCUAUGCUAUUAUUGAAUUUGAUAGUGUUGAAACAGCUGAAGCAAUAUACGAAGCUUGUGAUGGUCUUGAGUACGAGAGUUCUGGUUCACGUUUGGAUCUGAGAUUUGUUGAUAAUGAUCAAACUUUUGAAGUACCUGCUGAAUACGCUCACUUAGUAAGUGAAUGUCGUGAAAUUAACAAGGCAAAGUAUAAUCCUCUUCGAUUUGAAACAAGUGCUUUACAUUCAACACGUAUUGGUAUAACAUGGGAUAAAACACCAGCUGAAAGAACUAAUUGGUUACGGGAUCAAUUUCGUGCAGAUGUUGAUCCAAAGACAACAUUAACUGAGCAUAGAGAUGAACUUUCCAAAUAUCUAGUCCUUUCGUCAAGUGGUGCAAGUACAGCGGCUAGUUCAGAUCCAGAAUCAGAACCGCCUGCACCCACUGUCCCUAGAAUUCGUCGUCAUCGACCGAAAAAGCUGCCACCAGCUGAAGUUCGCUUAGCACUUUUAGGCUUAACAUCCAAUGAUGAUGAUGAUAAGACGAAUGUUGUCGAUGGGAAUCAUGAACUCACAGAGGAUGAAGACGAAGAAGAGGUCUUCGAUCUAGCUCACAAUGAUGAUGUCUCUGAAACUGAAGACUAUGAUCUACGACCGGUUGAAAAGAUCUCAAAAGAAACACCGUCUUCUUCAUCACGUAAAAAAGUUCGUCGAAAGGUGUUACCGGAAGCUCAAGAUUCUGAAGAUGCUGAGGAGGAGGGUAGUUCUGAUCAAGGUGAUGGUGAUGAUGUUGACAAUGAUGAUAUAAAUGGGACAGAAAGGGGCGAAAAAGCUCGUCAUCAGAAUAAACGAAAAAAGAAAUUGAAACAGCGUACUAAGAUCUUGGAAAAGAAGCGUAAAGUUCAAGCAAGAAUAGAACGUGAAUCUAAACUGUGGUUAGCCGAUGACAAUUCAGAAGAAUUCUGUAAUGAUGAUCGUUUUGAUGAAUUUCUUCGAAAUCCAGCCUUUGAAAUUAGUCAAACACAUCCAGAGUAUAAAGAGGCGAGUGCAUUUCUGCAUUAUAUGAAAAUGCACAGAUCGAAAGUUGUGUAACCAACGCACAAACACACACACACACAAUAAUGCCUUGUGUGGUAUGUUUUUUUUGCUACACAUUGUACAGUACAAUCCUUCAUUAGUUCCCUUUUGCUUUACUUCUCCUCCUACGACUACUUUUUUGUAUAUUAUUGCUUUUUCU
Molecule: messenger RNA, 2028 nt
Organism: Trichobilharzia szidati
Lineage: Eukaryota; Metazoa; Platyhelminthes; Trematoda; Strigeidida; Schistosomatidae
Source: the annotation of a GenBank genome assembly